CUCCCUCUCUGUCCGGCGGGCCCAUCCGUCUCAGAGAAAGUUCCCGACUCUUAAAAGCUGUUCGUCCCCGAAAUUAAACCACAUACACUGUUGUCUGUGUCGGCACGGUUUGGGGACGUAAACGCCACACCUCCCAGCUUUGAGAAGAAGAGGUGGAGGUGGGGGGGGGGGGGAGAAGAGUUACGUGUCUUCAAAACGAUGAAAAGUUCUUGACCUCACAAGAGCUAGUAGGAACUGACAAGAUGCUUUCCAGUGUGGAUGGACCAGUAAGCCCCCUUGGCAGAGAAGGCACUGGCAACAACCACAACAACAAUAACAACAACAACAGUAAUGAAGACAGUGGAAACUCAGGAUCCCAGUAUGCACUGUGUGCUCUGGGGGUUGGGCUUGUUGCCCUCGGUGUUGUGAUGAUCGUGUGGAGCGUGGUACCUGCAGACCUGGCCGGUAACAGCAGCAGUUCGGGAGAAGAUGGUAACACAAGUGGCAGGAAACAUAAAGCGUCUUCCGUGGCCUUUGUCCUGGUCGGGUCUGGGGUGGUCAUGCUGCUGCUGUCCUUGUGUCUGGGAAUGAGGAACAAGCAGCGGGAGCAGCAGAGGCUUCAGGAGGCCCAGAACCGCGGAGGAGUGGCAGCAAGGGAGCAGGAGGAAAGACAAACUGCCGAGGAACAAGCCCACCGUUACGCUGUACCCAGCUAUGAAGAAGCAGUGGGCAGUGGCCAGUACCCUGUCAGUAAGAGCAGCCUUGGCCCCAGCACCUCCCAGCUACCCUCCUACGAUGACCUUGUCCAAGUUGAUGGUGUGCAGUAUGAAUUUGAGGGGUCGGAGGUCACAACUACCGUAUCACAGCCCGCUCCGACUCCAGCUGCUCCCACUGCUGCUGCUUCCACAUCAAAUCGCAGACCUGGGAAAAAUAGCCGCAAGCUCCUCCCUAUAAAGAUCCGCAGGAUUAAAUCGGAGAAGCUGCACAUGAAAAACUUGGAUAACUCAUUGCCAGCAACUGGAUUCAGUAUAGAACCACUUACCCCACCGCCGCAGUAUGAGGAUAAAGUGCCUCCGCUUUAAGAUCAAGCUGAUCCUGUUUAAAAACAAUCUACUGAAAUUCCUGGAAUCCUCCAUGAUCACCUUUUUGUGGAUCUGGAUCUGUUUGUUUUUUUUAAACCAAGACUUAAGGAUGGCUCUUCUCGCAGAACAUUCUCAGUGGCACUUUUUAAAAGAAUAAAGUACAGUAUUCGUUCUAAUACAUAAUUCAUGCCACAUCCCUCCAAAGCAUUGAACAGAGAAACCAUUAGUUUUUUUCAAAUUUUGGAUCUCUGAAACAGACACUGCCAGAUAGUGAUGGACAUAUUUGCUGGAACUUUCCUCACUGGGACAUAUUCUGUCACACGGUGGCACAUUGGAUUAAAAGAAAACGCACCAAAUGCAGUUCUACUUUAUGUCAAAGUCAUUUUCUGUUCAUGCAUUUCACUUUAUGUGUUUCACUGAGCACCGACUGUACAGGUGAGGUGACGUGAAAGAGAUCAUAGGACAUCAUUGAGCGGUUAUAGUGAGGAUUUGUGUGCACACUUAAAUAGAUAUGUUCAGGGCAGUCAUUUAGUGAAGUGGCUGCUGUUUGGACAGUGUUUCACCCUGGGAGGGAUUUGGAUUACUAGUGCCAGCGGUUUACUAAAUGUAGGCUCUAUGGUGAGUGACUGAGCGUUGUAUGUACUCAGCUGGCAUGACCUGAUGUGGCAUGCUACACAGAAACUCUCCCUCAUUGUCAACGAUAAUGUAUAUCCAGGCCCUCUAGAGCUUUGCAGAAAAUGAGGGACAUUUUUGAUAUGUUGACUGAUGUUAGAGAGUCUACUGUAUUUGUAUUAGCUUCUGUUGCACUGGCUUUUGGUUCAGAUGGGUUUUCUUUAUCCGUCUCCUUGAAAAGCUGAAACAUGGCACUGGGGUUUUCUUUGCAUAUUCUAAGAUUGGAUAACUACUGGAGAGCAGAACUUCUACUUAUGACCAAGAUAAAACAAAGCUUUGUUAGCAUUUAUCAGCUACAGCUCCCAUGACUCUUAGCCAUAGGCACUCUACCAAAACCUAAUGGGAAUUGUAGUUCUUGAAUGCUAACAAAAAAUCACUUGUUUUAUCAAGGCACUAAAACGUUACUGUCCAGUAUAGUAGAGUAUAUUAAAGAGAAAACCCAAGUGUCCUGUUUCUCCUAAGAAAGACAAAACCCUGUACGGCACACGGUCUGGUGAAAAGGACUGGAAGUUAGUUUGACUAACUAACUUCAGCUGUGUAUGAUUUAAGGUUGUGGAUAUUACUUUACUGAGCAGGACGUGGUCAGAACCACCUAAAUGGCUGCAUUUAGUGUUGGUUGUUUCAGUGGAUACGCCAUGACUUGGUAUCUUUACUUCCCUAAAGCUGUAAUGAGGAACUUUGACAGAAACAGAGCUCUGAGAUGCCGUCAUCUUAUCAAUUUGUCAUGGAUAACUUGAAAGCAAACAACUGCCUAACUGCAGAAUAAGAUUAGCAUGCCAUUGGAGUCGAUUUUUUAGCUAACUAAUCAAUGCAAGUCCAAAUUUGAUUGCUUUUAGAAACAUAGCUGCGUCUUCAGCUCACUGUUGACCCGUUUCCUUUGCCUCUGUGCCGUUUGUUGCAUGCAGCAUGUAGAAGACAUGCAUAUUCCAUGAGACUCCACCAUUACAGUCAACAUAAAAAAACAUAAAAUAUGAGAUUCCGAGCUGGUUGUAACGUACGACCAAACAGCCAUUCAAAAGUGUAAACCGGUUGGAUAUCAGUUAGGGAGAGAAAAGGUGGGGGCUCUGUGAUGGAUUUAAUGGCCAACAAUGGUCACUAUUAGGUUACUUUUAAAGAUAAAUGACUUUCUAGGAAGUUGACGUCCUAAUUUCAUGGAAUAUUUAAACAGUGGUAAUGAUAACUGACUGCAGCAAACUUAGUUUGCCCUCCAGCUGUACACACCAAAGUACACUUAAGUGCCUUUGUGUUCACAACAACACUGCUGCUCUACAAAAAGACAUUGUAUGACUAAACCUGAGCUCUAAUGUUGCACUUCCAACGCAAUGUUGCUUUGACUCUCGCAAACAGCGAGUGGAGAAUGAAGUAUGUGAGCGCAUAAUGGAGGGAGCUUGGGAAUAGUUGAAAGCCAUGAAGACUACUUGUCUGUGAAGGCAGUGGUGUUGUCUCUGCUUCUCUCUUGGCUUGUUUUUGCCCGUUCCCGAGAUGACCAACAGAAAGACUCUUUGACUGUGCAGCUGCACCAUAACAACGGCAACUAUUGCUCACUGGCUUGCUCAUCUCCAUUCCUACAACCACAGCCUGACCUGCAGCCCUGUUUAAACUUAGAAGUAUGAUGAGAAUGAGCAGAACGAAGAAGAAAGACAACUGUUCAGGGAACUAUUUUAUCAUUACCUGUUAACCAACUCUCUUGUCUUCUUCUUGUCAGACUUGUUUUAAUACAAAAAGCUGAAGCCAAUUGAAUUGUUCAUUCUGUUAAACGUGACAAAUGUUAUGAAGUUGAAUGAAACACUUUUCCUCAUUUGUUUUGUGGCACUUUUCCUUAGUGACGUCAUCACCCAGUUCUACACCAUGUUUUGGUAAAACUCAGUGUAGGUAGUGCAAAGGAAGCUACUCAGUCAUCGUCAGAUAAUAUAUUGUAAUGUUUUCUGUUAAGCAAAAGGCAACAAGGUCAUUUAGUCACUUCAUGUUUGUCAUUGAAAUUCAACAUUUCAAUGUCUAUAUUCCUCUGUCUUGUUUUUCGAAGUGGAAACAUGACACAAAUUGUAUUAAUUCUUAAUUUGUUUGUCAUGGUUAGUACUGCAGACAUAGUCAUUGUACCUCAUUUGCAAAGGACUAGUUAACUAAAUGAUUGAUUUUUAUCACUUUGUAGUCAAAAUGUUUUACGUUGAUUCAAUUUGUGUUUUUUCAUUUAGCAGUCACUUUUUGUUUUACUUAGAGGAGUGCCUAAAACACAUGCUGUUUGUUCAUUUAUUAUUGCUUUUUUUUUAUAAUUCAAGUUUGUAUUUCUUGUACUGUGAAAAUGUGCUUUUCUAUGAUCGUUCUAAUUUGUUUGUGGAACAUUUGUUAUUUUCUAUGAAGAGUAAAAACCAAUUUAUCUCAUGAAUAUUUAUGGGAAAUUAAA
Molecule: messenger RNA, 4134 nt
Organism: Anoplopoma fimbria (sablefish)
Lineage: Eukaryota; Metazoa; Chordata; Actinopteri; Perciformes; Anoplopomatidae
Gene: tmem51a
Product: transmembrane protein 51a
Exons: 3
Coding region: 243-1061 (272 amino acids)
Source: RefSeq, a predicted model, not a curated record